GGCUGAGAGCGUUUCUGUAACAUCACGAAUGGCUUGUCUGGGCGGUGCUUGUCGUCUCCUCCCGGCGGCUUCCAGAGCCAAAGCAUAUUCGCUCCCUCUCCUCUCUCGUCCUCCUUCCAUUUCUCUCUCUUCCGUCAAAUGCCUCCGGUCGUCUCCUUCCGCCUUUCCAUUGUUCCUUAAUCGGAAAUUUCAGAGUAGGUCGUUGGUUCAUCCUCCCAGUGCCGGCGGCGCAGUCGGUUCGCCUACUUGCUUCGCGUCUAAUCCUGAUCAGCUGAAGAGUGCUAGAGAAGAUAUCAAGGAGCUUCUCAAAACUAAAUUUUGUCAUCCCAUUUUGGUUCGUUUGGGAUGGCAUGAUGCUGGUACAUAUGACAAGAACAUUGAGGAGUGGCCACGACAAGGUGGAGCCAAUGGAAGUCUUAGAUUUGAAAUUGAAUUGAAACAUGCAGCCAAUGCUGGUCUUGUAAAUGCAUUAAAGCUUCUCCAGCCUAUCAAAGAGAAGUAUUCCACUGUGACAUAUGCAGAUCUGUUCCAGUUGGCCAGUGCUACAGCUAUCGAGGAGGCUGGAGGUCCUAAAAUCCCCAUGAAGUAUGGAAGGGUGGAUGUCUCUGGACCUGAUCAGUGUCCACCUGAAGGAAAGCUUCCUGAUGCCGGUCCCCCAUCACCUGCUACUCAUUUACGUGAUGUUUUCUACCGAAUGGGAUUAAAUGACAAGGAAAUAGUUGCACUCUCUGGAGCACACACAUUGGGGAGGUCUAGACCAGAGCGUAGUGGAUGGGGAAAGCCAGAAACAAAGUAUACGAAAGAUGGACCAGGAGCACCAGGUGGACAGUCGUGGACUGUGCAAUGGUUGAAAUUUGACAAUUCCUACUUCAAAGACAUCAAGGAGAAAAGGGAUCUAGAUCUUUUAGUUCUGCCAACUGAUGCAGUUCUAUUUGAAGAUCCAUCUUUUAAGGUAUAUGCUGAGAAAUAUGCAGAAGACCAAGAAACAUUUUUCAAAGACUAUGCUGAAGCUCAUGCAAAACUUAGCAAUUUGGGUGCUAAAUUUGACCCUCCUGAGGGUUUCUCAACAUGAUGGCCCUGCAAAGGCUGCACCGUAAAAGUUUGUUGCAUCCAAGUAUUCAUUUGGAAAGGCUUAACAAACAUGAAUCCCGUUUUGUUUGUGCCGUGUCUUGUUAAUAACUCUAGAUGAGCUAUUUCCAAACAUGAAUCCCAUUUUGAAGUUCAGAGUGAACUCUUUGAGGAUAUGAAACAGAAAAUUUGGGCAGAGUACAAUGUAGUUGGCACAUGGCCUGCCCAAAUAAGCCUCUUCGGUCAAACUAUUUCUUAAAUAUCAUGAUAAUUGUUGUUGC
This is a messenger RNA of Nelumbo nucifera (sacred lotus), 1349 nucleotides long. RefSeq names its product probable L-ascorbate peroxidase 6, chloroplastic. Gene Ontology annotation, molecular function: peroxidase activity; heme binding. Lineage: Eukaryota; Viridiplantae; Streptophyta; Magnoliopsida; Proteales; Nelumbonaceae. The record is from RefSeq and is marked provisional. Gene Ontology annotation, biological process: cellular response to oxidative stress; response to reactive oxygen species; hydrogen peroxide catabolic process.